AGAUUCGAAGGUCACAAUGAGGGAGGGAUCGGGCGACAGGCAGCGAACCUAGCUGUGGCCUGCGGGUGCCCGGGGGGCCGCGGACCGGCGGCGGCCCGCCCCAACGAUGGUCAGGCGGCGAGCGCUGGAGCGCUGCCUGCAGCUGCUGGCGCCCUCGGCGGAGCCAGCGCGGCGGGGCCGGGCGCGGAGGAACCCGGGCGCUGGCCGCCGCGGCCCCUCCCGCUGCGCGGGGGCGCUGUGCCCCGCAGCCGAGGAGCAGCGGCAGCGGCGGCGGCGCGCGCCCGCCCGCCCCCCGCACCAGUUCUUCAGAGGACAUGGAUGAAAAUGAAAGCAACCAGUCCCUGACCACAAGCAGCCAAUAUCCUAAAGAAGCAGUAAGAAAACGCCAAAAUUCAGCACGGAGUUCUGGCGCAAGCGAUUCUUCGAGGUUUUCCAGGAAAAGUUUCAAACUGGAUUACAGACUAGAGGAAGAUGUAACUAAAUCAAAGAAAGGAAAGGAUGGGAGAUUUGUUAACCCUUGGCCAACAUGGAAAAAUCCCUCUAUUCCAAAUGUUCUCAGAUGGCUGAUAAUGGAAAAAGAUCACAGCAGUGUUCCGGGUUCCAAAGAGGAACUUGAUAAAGAACUCCCAGUGCUUAAGCCAUAUUUUAUUGAUGACUGUGAAAAAGCUGGAGUGAGCGAAGCUGGCUUACGAGUCACGUGGCUGGGCCACGCAACAGUCAUGGUGGAAAUGGAUGAGCUCAUAUUUCUCACAGAUCCUGUCUUCAGCUCUCGUGCCUCACCGUCGCAGCACAUGGGUCCGAAGCGUUUUCGUCGGCCCCCGUGCACUAUAAGUGAACUCCCCAAGAUAGAUGCGGUCCUUAUCAGCCACAACCACUAUGACCACCUGGACUACAGUUCCGUCAUUGCUUUGAAUGAGCGAUUCGGGAAUGAGUUGAGAUGGUUUGUGCCUUUGGGUCUCCUUGACUGGAUGCAAAAAUGUGGCUGUGAGAAUGUGAUUGAGCUGGACUGGUGGGAGGAGAACUGUGUCCCCGGACAUGACAAGGUCACCUUUGUCUUUACACCUUCCCAGCACUGGUGUAAAAGGACUCUAAUGGAUGACAACAAGGUUCUGUGGGGCAGCUGGUCUGUCUUGGGGCCUUGGAAUCGAUUUUUUUUCGCAGGAGACACUGGUUAUUGCCCUGCUUUUGAAGAGAUAGGAAAAAGAUUUGGGCCUUUUGACCUUGCUGCUAUUCCCAUCGGAGCAUAUGAACCAAGGUGGUUUAUGAAAUACCAGCAUGUGGACCCCGAAGAAGCUGUAAGGAUUCACAUUGAUGUUCAAGCAAAGAAAUCUGUGGCAAUUCACUGGGGAACUUUUGCCUUAGCAAAUGAGCAUUACUUAGAGCCUCCAGUGAAACUGAGUGAGGCUCUAGAAAGAUAUGGACUUAAGACCGAAGAUUUUUUUGUCUUGAAGCAUGGAGAAUCAAGAUACCUUAAUACUGUUGAAAACUGAAUAAAUAUGAGCACAGGAUCUUUUAAUGAAAAAGGCAUCAUCUGAUAUAUCUUUGAAAGACUAAGAAAUUCAUGAAUAUGAUUUUUCAAAUUUGGAAACGACUUCUACAAGUUUGUGUUUUAUGUUUUGUGUAAUAACUUGCUUACUAAUAUGAUUGCCAGUUCAUACAAACAAGAGUUCAGGGGUGGGUCAUUUAAGUAACCAAUUGGCUGCUAUGGAUUUUAAAUCAUGUCUGUAGUA
Messenger RNA from Diceros bicornis minor, 1730 nucleotides. It is a transcript of the gene NAPEPLD, whose product is annotated as N-acyl phosphatidylethanolamine phospholipase D. The coding region runs from base 315 to 1490 and encodes 391 amino acids. The record is from RefSeq and is a predicted model, not a curated record. Gene Ontology annotation, biological process: N-acylethanolamine metabolic process; N-acylphosphatidylethanolamine metabolic process. The transcript is spliced from 5 exons. Gene Ontology annotation, cellular component: cytoplasm; membrane-bounded organelle. Gene Ontology annotation, molecular function: zinc ion binding; N-acylphosphatidylethanolamine-specific phospholipase D activity. Lineage: Eukaryota; Metazoa; Chordata; Mammalia; Perissodactyla; Rhinocerotidae.